This is a messenger RNA of Periophthalmus magnuspinnatus, 849 nucleotides long. RefSeq names its product chymotrypsin-like elastase family member 2A. The record is from RefSeq and is a predicted model, not a curated record. Gene Ontology annotation, biological process: proteolysis. NCBI's taxonomy places the organism in Eukaryota, Metazoa, Chordata, Actinopteri, Gobiiformes, Gobiidae. Gene Ontology annotation, molecular function: serine-type endopeptidase activity. The transcript is spliced from 8 exons. The coding region runs from base 24 to 803 and encodes 259 amino acids.
GGAGCCUGCUGUUUCUCGCCUUUAUGGUCGCCAGCGCGUGGGGGUGUGGCCUGCCCACCUACCCCCCGGUGCUGAGCAGAGUGGUGGGAGGACAGGACGUGCGGCCUCACAGCUGGCCCUGGCAGGUGUCUCUUCAGUCUGGAAAGUACGGCCACUGGAGCCAUGCCUGUGGAGGGACCCUCAUCUCCUCUGAGUGGGUAGUGACUGCUGCCCACUGCCUCCUGAGUGGCUACAGUUACCGAGUGCAGCUGGGGAAGCACAGUCUGGAGAACAAUGAGGAGAAGGGCUCUCUCACUCUGAGCCUGGCUUCGACCAUCAAGCACCCCAAAUACAACGACCAUAUGAGCCGAAAUGACAUUGCUCUGCUGAAGCUGGAAAGACCCGUCACCUUCUCUGACACCAUCAAACCUGCCUGUCUGCCAGAAGAGGGCACUGUUCUGCCGAAUGGAACUCCCUGCUACGUCACCGGCUGGGGUCGCCUAACCACUUCAGGCCCCGGGGCCAUCAUCCUGCAGCAGGCCCUCCUCCCUGUGGUGUCCUAUGAGAUCUGCUCUCAGGAGGACUGGUGGAGCUUCCUCCUCACCAGAGACAUGGUGUGUGCGGGGGGAGACGGCAUCAAGUCCUCCUGCAUGGGAGACUCAGGUGGUCCUCUGAACUGCCAGAGCUCUGAUGGGUCCUGGGAGGUCCAUGGAGUGGUGAGCUUCGGCUCCGGUCAGGGCUGUAACGUGGUCAAGAAGCCCAGUGUCUUCACCAGGGUCAGCGCCUACAAUGACUGGAUCAGCUCCACUAUGUCCAGGAACUGAGGAAACGCUGUGUGGAACUGAAGGCAAUAAAAGAAGAAUACACCUG